Owenia fusiformis is the source of this 1054-nucleotide messenger RNA. The record is from the annotation of a GenBank genome assembly. NCBI's taxonomy places the organism in Eukaryota, Metazoa, Annelida, Polychaeta, Sabellida, Oweniidae.
CCCCGGUAAUAUCACCUCGAAAAUUGUUUAGAAACGCACUGGACGAAACAAACCCAUAUUCCGAGAAGUCAACUCGUCGAUCAUAAUAGGCUACAUUACUGUGUUAUAUAGGAUUUUCACAUAAACAUAUCCAAAAUGGAAGGUAAGACUGAAUACGUAAAGAAUUCGAUUAAUUUCGGCGAGCCUUGGGAUGAAGGAGAUAUGGUGCUGAUAAGUGAAAGUGAUGAGAAGGUGUACGCUUCAAAUGCUGUGCUCAAAAUGAUGUCUCCGGUAUUUAAAGCAAUGUUCAAUUCUGAUAUGAAAGAAAAGAAUAUGACCGAGGUUAAACUCCCGGGAAAAAGCACAACGGAUCUUGUUGUCUUUAUGGAGGCAAUACAUCCCAACACUUGGGCAACUGUUUCAGUUUGGAAUAUCGAUGUCCUGUUACAAUUAUCGAGAGAGUACCUAGUAGAUAAGCUAAUAAAAAGAUGUGAGAAUUAUAUGGCGGAGGCAGAACCGUGUCUCGCGAACUUUAUUCGUGCGGCUGAAUAUGGAUUCCAGGAAGUCAAAAAGAAGAAUAUGCAAUUUGUCCUUGCUCAGCCACUAACUGUUCUCCAGCAACAUUAUUGGUUUUCAAAGCUAAAAGAUGAUGAUCUUGUCAACAUAUUGCAAACGAAGGUUUUAAUGCAGGAAUAUGCAUUUUGUACAACAACUAAUCUACUUAAUAAUUACUUUGAUGAAGAUUAUACAUGCAAUGCUCGACUAAGAUCUGGAAAAGCAUCAGUAUCAUCAUGGGCUCUACCACCGAUAGAGCCCAUGGUAUCAUGUACCAAAGAGCAAAGAAAAGGGAACUUGAAACUAUGUCCACACAAGACAGCAACCCUUAGAAAACAGACCCAGGAUGCUUAUGAUAAGUUUUGUAGUUAUAAAAAAACGACAGAUUUUGUGAUACAUCCUCCAGGCCCGUAGCCAGGAUUUGCCAAGGGGGGGGGGGUUCAAUUUUCAAAAAUGUCCAGGGGGGGUUCACAUUUGACAAUUUUGGCACAAAUAUGGCUAAAAUCACUUGAGAAGUGCU